Messenger RNA from Olea europaea var. sylvestris, 1749 nucleotides. Its product is annotated as protein ABHD18. The record is from RefSeq and is a predicted model, not a curated record. The transcript is spliced from 5 exons. Bases 484 to 1563 code for a protein of 359 amino acids. NCBI's taxonomy places the organism in Eukaryota, Viridiplantae, Streptophyta, Magnoliopsida, Lamiales, Oleaceae.
CUGAGGUGGCAUAUCCCCGUACUCUAUUCCACCUUGUCUCAACCUUCUUCUCCGCCCGCAGUUUUCGUAUUGAAGAACCCAAUAUUCUAUCUCUUUCUCUGCAAUCUAUAUCGUAUUUUGACUCGCUUAUACACAUUUUUUUCUCUUUUCUUCUUUGAUUCAAUGCGCAUAUGUGUAUAAAUUUUAGCAAUGUUUGCAUUUUUCUUUGAUCUAUAUUUUGUUAUUGAUAUCCAUGAGAUCUGAAUCGAUUUAUACUCUUCAAAAUUUGGACCUAAGAUUUCAUUUCUUAUUCGACCAACAAAUAUUUUCCUUUUUUCCUCACAUAAAUUGAAAUUCUUGGGGGAAACUUUUGUAAAUUUAAUCUCCUUCGAGCCGAUACUGUUCUAUACUGACUUGGAUUGAUUUUGAAUUGAUUGAGAAAUCAAAUUUUUCAUUGGUUUUUUGGGUUGCCUUGCAAAAUAAAGUUGUGGGUUGUAUUAGAAAAUGGUGACUGUUAAUCUUGGAACCCUUUUCUAUGUUUUGGAUCAUGUAUAUGGUGCAUUAUUGCAUAGAACGAAAAUAAGUCCACCAUUUUUUUCAAGAGGGUGGGGUGGCACAAAACUUGAGCUUUUGGAGAAAAUGAUAAAGCAAUUGUUCCCUGAUGUAGGACAGAAUUGGCCUCCUACAUUGGUGCAACCAAUUUGGAAAACAAUUUGGGAAUCCAAAACUGCUGUUCUUAGAGAAGGGGUAUUUAGGACACCAUGUGAUGAGCAACUUCUUAAUGCAUUGCCUCCUGAAAGUCACAAUGCCAGGGUUGCUUUUCUUGCUCCAAAGUUCUUGCCUCCACAAAAGAUGGCCUGUGUGCUUCACCUUGCAGGCACUGGAGACCAUACAUUUGAACGGAGAUUACGUCUUGGUGGACCAUUGUUAAAGGAAAACAUAGCAACCAUGGUGCUCGAGAGCCCUUUCUAUGGAAGAAGACGUCCAAUGCUGCAACGUGGUGCAAAACUUUUGUGUGUUAGCGACUUACUCUUAUUAGGAAGAGUCACCAUCGAAGAGGCCCGUAGUCUUCUAUAUUGGUUAGACUCAGAAGCAGGGUUCGGCAAAAUGGGUGUGUGUGGACUUAGCAUGGGAGGAGUGCAUGCAGCUAUGGUUGGAUCCUUGCACCCUACACCUAUUGCUACACUUCCAUUUCUCUCUCCACACUCUGCUGUUGUAGCUUUCUGUGAAGGGAUUCUAAAGCAUGCCACUGCAUGGGAGGCACUGAGAGACGAACUUGCUGCUCAGAAGGCUGUAACAACAAUUGAGGAGGUUAGGGAGCGGAUGCGAAAUGUGUUGUCUCUUACAGAUGUUACACAGUUCCCAAUUCCCAAAAAUCCCGAUGCUGUUAUAUUUGUUGCUGCUACUGAUGAUGGCUACAUCCCAAAGCACUCGGUAGUCGAGCUUCAAAAGGCUUGGCCAGGUUCGGAAGUGAGAUGGGUUACUGGUGGCCAUGUAUCGUCUUUCCUUCUUCAUAAUGAUGAGUUCCGCAGGGCAAUUGUGGAUGCACUCGACAGACUACAAUGGAAAGAAUCUCCUUUGUGACACUACUAUAGCUUGUGAAGAAAGUGACCAAAUAAUUGAUUCUGUAAGUCUUUCUUCAUCUCUAAUUCUUACUUGUAUACUUGAUUAUAAUGUAUCUGUGAUGAACAGAAGUGGUGCUGUAACAUCUACUCUCUAAUUGAAAAUUCUUGGCAAUCUCAAUAGAGUUGUGUAUUCAUUUUUAUAGUA